This is a messenger RNA of Effrenium voratum, 788 nucleotides long. The record is from the annotation of a GenBank genome assembly. Lineage: Eukaryota; Dinophyceae; Suessiales; Symbiodiniaceae.
GCGAAGCCUUCGACGACUGGCGCCACUUCCAGGCCCGACUGCGCCUUGCCACGGGCGCGGAGGCGGAGGCGCUGCUGGCGCGGCACUGGCCGUCCCUUGACUUUGGCAAUUUCAUCGACGUGCUGUCAGAGCCACGGCGCCAACACGGAGAUUACUGCGUCUAUGGAGUGGUUGCAGCGCUUCAAGUGCGCGGCCGAGAGCUACUGGCCAUGGGUGACAAGGCCGGUGCAAUCGCAGACUGGGAGAUGGCCUUGCAACUCUUGGGCAAGGAGCUGGGGCUCGACUUCUUGGAGUCCACGGGCUGGCCUCGCUCGGGGGAGAUCCUGCAGAGUUUGGCAGAGGCGCAAGGCAUCUUUGAGUGGCCGGCGCAGCCGGUCCCGCAGCGCGCGGUGGUUGGCCUGGUCUCCUGGCCCGCCACGAAAGUGCCGAAGGCCAAACCGCGAGUGGUCAUCUACGGGUACCACCCGGUGCUCAUUGAGCCGGUGGCGGCGUUGCAGGCGGAGCUGCUGUGGUUCGGCGUGAGCCCUCGGGACUGCGCCUUCUUCGGGGUGCUGUGCCACCAGCGCAGAGAGGCGAAGCGCGCGGUGCGCGCCAAGCUCAGAUUCUUGACCUACAGCUCAGAGGCCGACGAGAAGGAGGUAGAAGCCGCCUACAAGGCCUUCUGGGAAGCCGAGAACUUGCGGGCGGACCUGGUGCUGGCCAUGGAACUGAGGGACGCCUAUUUCCUCUGGAAGGUGGCGCAGGUGGCCACGAUUUACUACCCGGCGAUGAUCUUUAUGCAGGACGAG